UAUAUAUAUGUGUGUGUGUGUAUAUAUCUUUGCGUGUGAGUGAGGAGGUAUUGUCUUCGUUUCUUCUUGAUUUUCCCCCAAAACAGUUGAAGACUCGAAUUUCUCUCUCUUUCCACUUCAACAAUCUUCGUUCUCAGACCAGAGCCAUUCCGCCCCAACUUUCCACCCUUCCACCCGCAACAAGCGACACUUUAUUUGUGAGAUACUUUAAACACAAAGCACCUUCCUCGAUGAUUCCAGAUGGAUCUGGAGGAAGAGCAACGAAGCUGGCGUGGAAGAUUUGGAGCUGACCACUUUUCCUGGAAUGCUCAAUAUCCUUUAGAAAGAAAAGGAGAAACAGGUGACUUAUCUGCUGGUAGCAACACAACUCCAAACAUGAUUGGACUACAGCAGCAGCAACCACAGCAGCAGCCGCCACCACCAUCGCAGCAGCAGCAGCAACAACAACAGCAGCAGCAACAACCACCUAAAGCCAGAAAGACUUUUUUUGAAGAGGAGGAUGAACCUAGUUUUUAUAUGCCCCAAAUUUUUAGACCUGACAAAGAGGUUUUGACAUCACAAUCCCCAUCACAGUUAUCUACAUUAACAAGUCACUUUUAUAACCAGAGAUGUGAGGAAUCUGAAGUUUCAUCUGUAAAACCACAGCUUUUAACCAAAUUUGAUGUGAAAUAUACGAACACGAUGCCCUUGUCAAACCCUAAUACAGACUGGAUGUCACAAAAUGGAUGGCCUGAUCUCAACAGUUCACAGAUGCCUCCUCGAAGUCUAGGUGGCUCACAGUUUCCACGCACUAAUCAGGGUCAUGUUACACCAACAAAUAUAAACCCAAACUUUUCUUUAGGUCUACCACCAUUGACGCAAGCGUCCCCAAGCAGGAGCUUAAUUUCAAGUAUUGGUCAUCGGAACCUUCUUGGGCAAACACAAAGCAACCAAUCAAUAACGGGUUUACAGAAGCGGUCAUCCAUAUCUUCUGCUCUUGGGAACUCCAGCAAUCCUAUUACGAGUAUAUCUGGAUCUUUUGGGUUAUCACAAGCUAGAGCUGGAGAAAAUUCACAACCCAGCUUGGAUUUAUCUGAAUUUCCUACUUUAGGAAAUCGGGCAGUUCCAUCAAAUCCUGUUCCCUCGGCCAGGAGUUAUGGUAAGCUGGCAUUUGGAAUGGUAAACAAACCUGUUCAAGAACAAACACCAGAGUUCCAAAUUCAACAAGAAGAUUUUCCAGCAUUACCUGGCUCUCAGAAUCCACCUGUGUCAACGACAAAUGAUUUUUCACGAAAAACUCCAACCAGUUCAGUAUCGGGAACAUAUGAGCAAGCUGUUAGUAAAGAUGGUAAUAAGUUCCAGGUUGAAAAAACAUCCUGUACUAAACCUAACCGCGGUAUACAAACACACCAUGAUGGUACUGUGUCAAAUAUCCCCUCUGGAAUGGUCACCGAUCAGUUUGGAAUUGUUGGGCUUCUGACAUUCAUCAGAGCUGCUGAAAAUGAUCCUAAUCUAGUUGCUUUAGCUCCCGGAAUAGAUCUCACUACUCUAGGCCUUAAUAUGAAUUCUCCUGAUGCCCUUUCUGCACAUCAGAGAAGCAUGAGGUUUUGCACAGGAAAACCACAAAGACAGCAUAUAAUAAAUCUCUAUAGUACAUUUCAAAGUCCAUGGGCUGAUUCACCGUGCAGACCGCAAGAUAUUGAUUUCCAUGUUCCCUGUGAAUAUUUAACCAAUAUAUAUAUACGAGAUAAACUUCCUUUCCAUGCAUUUUUGCAGUUAUCCCAAGUAAAGCUCAGCCGAUACGGUGAAGAUCUGCUUUUUUUCCUUUUCUACAUGAACGGUGGCGAUGAGAUGCAGUUAAAGGCUGCUGCUGAAUUAUACAAUAGAGAUUGGCGGUUUCACAAAGAAGAAAGGGUGUGGAUCACACGAGCUCCAGGGAUGGAACCUGUUAUGAAAACUCUGAAUUAUGAGCGAGGAACUUAUUUCUAUUUUGAUGCCACAAACUGGCGGAAGGUAGCGAAGGAAUUUCAUCUAGAGUAUGACAAACUCGAAGACAAGCCUCUAACGCACAAUUCCAACCAGCAUAUCAUUACACAUUAGCAGUUCUAUCUCUUUCUCUCACUCUCUCUCUCUUUCCUCUUCUCUAUGUCUCUUUCUCUCUCUCUCUUUUCUCUCUCACUCUGUGUGACAGGCCUGGUAGUGACUUUGGCACAACAUGCCAACGUUAUUGCUGCUUUUCAUAUCCUCCUGGCGAAAGGCUCUCACCAGGUUAAACAUUCACAAAUAAUUUUUGUGAUGUGACUUGCCUGAAGGAGCAGCAGGCAAUGCAAACACCCCCCGAGAGACAGACCAGCUCUCGGCCGUUUCUUUUAUAAACCAAAUAUUAAAAAAAAAAAAAAAGAUUUCAGCAAAA
Octopus sinensis (East Asian common octopus) is the source of this 2392-nucleotide messenger RNA. Its product is annotated as CCR4-NOT transcription complex subunit 2. The coding region runs from base 241 to 2079 and encodes 612 amino acids. Gene Ontology annotation, cellular component: CCR4-NOT core complex; P-body. The record is from RefSeq and is a predicted model, not a curated record. NCBI's taxonomy places the organism in Eukaryota, Metazoa, Mollusca, Cephalopoda, Octopoda, Octopodidae. Gene Ontology annotation, biological process: nuclear-transcribed mRNA poly(A) tail shortening; regulation of DNA-templated transcription; regulation of stem cell population maintenance. The transcript has 21 exons.